GCGCCAGCCCCGCCUCGCCCGCCGCCGCCAUGGAGACCCCCGCCGGGCAGAAGCGCGGCCCCCGCAGCGGGGCCACCUCGACGCCGCUCUCGCCCGCGCGCAUCACCCGCCUGCAGGAGAAGGAGGACCUGCAGGAGCUGAACGACCGGCUGGCCGUCUACAUCGACAAGGUGCGCUCGCUGGAGUCGGAGAACGCGGGGCUGCGGCUGCGCAUCACCGAGUCGGAGGAGGAGGUCAGCCGCGAGGUGGUCGGCAUCAAGGCGGCCUACGAGGCCGAGCUGGGCGACGCGCGCAAGACGCUCGACUCGGUGGCCAAGGAGCGCGCGCGGCUCCAGCUGGAGCUCACCAAGGUCCGCGAGGAGUUCAAGGAGCUCAAGGCCAGGAACUCCAAGAAGGAAGGAGACCUGCUCGCCGCCCAGGGCCGCCUGAAGGAUGUGGAGGCCCUACUCAACUCCAAAGAGGCUGCGCUCACCACCGCCUUGGGGGAGAAGCGCAACCUGGAGACUGAAGUCCGUGACCUCAGAGGCCAGCUGGCCAAGUUGGAGGUGGCCUUGGCCGACGUCAAGAAGCAGCUUCAGGACGAAAUGCUGCGGCGGGUGGAUGCGGAGAACAGGCUGCAGACCCUGAAGGAAGAGCUGGAUUUCCAGAAGAACAUCUACAGCGAGGAGCUCCGCGAGACCAAACGCCGUCACGAGACGCGCCUGGUGGAGAUUGACAACGGGCGCCAGCGGGAGUUCGAGAGCAAACUUGCCGAUGCGCUGCACGACCUCCGUGGCCAGCACGAGUCCCAGGUCAAGCUCUACAAGGAGGAACUGGAGAAGACCUACGCGGCCAAGCUGGAAAAUGCCAAGCAGUCGGCCGAGAGGAACAGCAACAUGGCCGGGGCGGCUCACGAGGAGCUUCAGCAGACCCGGAUUCGCAUUGACAGCCUGUCCGCCCAGCUCAGCCAGCUGCAGAAGCAGCUGGCGGCCAAGGAGGCGAAGCUGCGGGACCUGGAGGACUCCCUGGCCCGAGAGCGGGAUACCAGCCGCCGCAUCCUGGCGGAGAAAGAGCGGGAGAUGGCUGAGAUGCGGGCCCGCAUGCAGCAGCAGCUGGACGAGUACCAGGAGCUGCUGGACAUCAAGCUGGCCCUGGACAUGGAGAUCAACGCCUACCGCAAACUCCUAGAGGGCGAGGAGGAGAGGUUGCGCCUCUCUCCCAGCCCCUCCUCCCAGAAGAGCGGCUCGCGCAUCCGCGUCUCUUCCUCUGCGCAAAGCUCCACCAAGAAAAGGAAGCUGGAGGACGGCGAGAGCCGCACCAGCUUCUCUCAGCAUGCCCGGACCAGCGGCCGCGUGGCCGUGGAGGAGGUGGACCUGGAGGGGAAGUUUGUCCGGCUGAGGAACAAGUCCAAUGAGGACCAGUCGCUGGGAAAUUGGCAGAUCAAGCGCCAGAAUGGAGAAGACACCCCCAUUUCCUACAGAUUCCCUCCCAAAUUCACCUUGAAGGCCGGCCAGCUGGUCACGAUCUGGGCUGCUGGUGCGGGGGUGUCCCACAACCCCCCCACGGACAUGGUCUGGAAGAACCAAAGCUCAUGGGGCUCCGGCGACAGCUUGCGCACAGCCCUGCUCACCUCCAACGGGGAGGAGGUGGCCAUGCGGAAGCUGGUCCGCACAGUCAUUGUCAAUGAUGACGAUGAAGAGGAUGAGGAGGAUGGCAUCCACGGCCACCAUCACCACAGCCACUGCAGCGGCAGUGGAGAUCCGGGCGAGUACAACCUGCGUUCUCGCACAGUGUUGUGUGGCACGUGUGGGCAACCGGCAGAAAAGGCCUCCGGGGGCACGAAUGUGGGCACCAGCACCAUGUCUACUGGCUCCUCCUCCUCCAGCUUGACCAUCACACGCAGCUACCGCAGUGGAGGCACCAACCUUGGGGAGAGCCUCCUGCCUCGCUCCUACAUCCUGGGCAGCUCCACCCCACGCCAGCAGGGUCCUUCGAACUGCAGCAUCAUGUAAUCGUCCAAUGUUCCCCGACAUGCACUCAAAAGCCUGCUUUAUGAAGCUCUCUGUCCUUUACAUGCUGAGAAAAAGAGGAAACCAUUUUUAAAAAAGUUAUUUUCUAUGCAAGAAUUUAUACUUUAUUAUAUAUCUCUAUAUAUCUCUAUAUAUAAAUACGCUAAAGAUGCUUCAGGGUUUUUUAAGGGGGUUGGGGAGGUCUUUUUUCUAUCAUGAAAGUUUAAAAGGAGCCCUGCCAAAGAGGUUAAUGUAUUAUUGCCAAAAAGAAAAGAAGUCCUAGAAUUUUAAUAUUUUACUUCUAGUAAGGGGGAGCAUGCAAAUGGGCAUGAUCUGUCUCUCUCUCUCUCUCUCUCUCUCUGUGUGUGUGUGUGUGUGUUUGUGUUUGUCCUUGAAUACCAAAGCUUUCUUUUUGAAAAACGAAAAAAAUCUUACCGUUUUUCUCCUUCUGGGUCAGUGUUUGUCAACUUCAUCAACUUUAAGCUGGGUGGACUUCAACUCCCAGAAUUUCCCAGCCAGCCCUCUCCCCCCCCCCAUCUUAAAGUUGCUGAGGUUGUGAAACACUGCUCCAGUAAAUUUGUUGCACUUAACAUUCUCCCUGGGAGGGGUGUUGACCUCUAACUACGGUAACUCUGGUUAACUCCUGCCUUGCUUCCCAGCAACCCAUGCACUUGAGCAAAAGAAUCCAACUCUUUUGGAGACGCUACAAGCCAAGAGUUGACCUUUGUUUACAUUUUGAAAAUGGGAGGGAGACUUUCAUACCGAACCCAUUGUGGGUUGCAAUGAUACAUGGGGGGUGUCUCAUAUUCAACCCUGGCAAGUUUAAGAUGGAUGAACUUCAACUCCCAGAAUUCCCCAGCUAGUAUGGGGGACUGCAGCAUCCUGGGAGUUGAAGUCCACCCGUUUUAAAAUUGCCAAGGUUGAGAAACAUGAAUUUAACUUCAUGUCAAGUCCCCUCCAGCCCAAAUCAGGUUGUUUAAUGCCUGCAUUAAAACACUUUAAGAGCUAGUAAUUCAGGGAUUCUUGAAUUAAAAUCCAAAUUACCCUUACUUUAGAACUUCUAAAAUGUCCGACCUACAUUGUCCUCUGUUCAAAAACGCCAGGUGUUUCAGGGAAGCCCUUUCUGGUUCCAUUCAGGAUGACUUUGUACUUUUUAAACAAAAUUUGACCUAACUCCCCCCCUGCAAAAAAGCUGGUCCAUUGUCCAAACCUAUCCACCCGACACCCCGCUUCACAGUUUGAAGGGGGAAAUUAAGUUUACAGCCAUUCUUUGCUUUGAGGAAGGUUUAGUAGAAAGGCCUUGUUUUGGCCUUUCCUGUCCUCUUUGUAAGAAGAGAAACUGCCUUUAGAUGCCACUUGACCUGCUUUGCUUCAGCGGCAAUGCUGAUCUCUCUGCCCAGCCCUUUGCCCAACCCUACGAAUGGCACAUGGUGCCUGAGCAUGUCUAGAGUGCCUUGACCAAGGUGGGGGAUGCAGAAGUGGGCUCCUUGUGUCUGCCAGGGGAACCCCUGGGCUUCAGAUCGCCUUCCAGGGCUCCAGAACUAGAGAAAAGUGCCUUCAACUCCCUGCUGUGGAACCAGCUGGGUUUCUAGUCAGAGCAUCAAGUCAAGGGGGAGAUGUGGGUCUUUGGCUUCCUGCCCUGAAGCAGAGCUGGUGCCUUUUGGCCGUGGGCUGGGGGAGGGGGAGGCGCCAGCUAUGCUUUCCAAAAUGGGCCCCACUCUGCUCCACCAGGACAGGUCCAUGUCUUCUCCUGGGCUUGGAGCAGAGAUCUGCAGACCCGUGUGGUGCCUUGAGGUCCAGGUUAAGUUUGAGAAACGUAGUUCUUGUAUGCGGUUUGGGACUGGAAGCCUUACCUUAAACCUACGCUGGUUGGGGAGUCCUGGGAGUUGAAGUUCACACGUCUUAAAGUUGGCCAGAUGGAGAAACAUUGAUUUAACCUGAUGCUCCUCAGCCUUUGAUGGGUAGCUGACCCGUGGAUCUUUUCCUUGGACACCUCCCGCUCCAGAGGAUCCAUUGAUGGGAUCCCAUGUAAAAGGCCAGAUCCCUGUCCACCCCACCCCCCAGUCCCUUUGGAUGGGCUGUUUGGGGCCCUUCCCCUUUGAGAAUUUGCUGGGAAAUGGUAAACCGUCUUGUGGGGAGGGACUUGGCUUCUCACCAAGGGGAGGAUUGAUGAUUUCCCCGACUCUGCACGGCUUCCCGGAAAAGAGGAAGAGCUGCAGAGCUGCUCUAGAGGCAGCCCGUGGAUGUCCUCUGCCCCCCUCCAGGCAAGUCCCAUGUGCCUGGAGGGGGCCAAGCCUGAACCCCCCCAACCUGCCCUGCUCAGUUGGCCCAGAGUAGACGGUUCGCUCUGCUUCCAGCUGUGAUUGGAGUAGGAAGCGGCUCUGAUUCUGACUUCCGUGUCCCACGGGGGUCCCCCCUGCCCCCCCUUUUCUCCUGCCGUUUAUCUGUUUUGCACUUGGAGAGAGAGGCCCUUUGGAAGCUCUUUGCUCAGGAACCCUGGCAGGAUGGAGCACCCACGGCUGCUGUGGGGCGCCCUGCCUCCUUCGCGGGGACAGCAAGCCUGCCUUCCAAUUGGGGGUGGGAGAGGAGGAGGGGGCGCCAAUUACACCAGCCAACUGCUUGUUCCUGCCUGGUGCAGAUGCUUGCUGAUUGAGGGGGUGUGUGUCUUCUCUGCUCCAGCUGGGUCCGAGGCCUAGUCCUCCCCUUGCCAGGCUCUUUCUCUGUCCUCGGAAAGGGCACCACCUGGAGCAGCUCUGUGGAGAAGACACUCCCUUUUUCAUUGUGCUGUUAAUUUGGGGUGCUGUCGGGUCUGCCAAGGGCUGCUUGCUGCUCUGAUGGCAAUUGUGCAGUAUUUGUAUUUUCUUAAACCAAUAUAGUUAUCCAAAACUA
Molecule: messenger RNA, 4877 nt
Organism: Pantherophis guttatus
Lineage: Eukaryota; Metazoa; Chordata; Lepidosauria; Squamata; Colubridae
Gene: LMNA
Product: lamin A/C
Biological process (GO): nuclear pore localization; nuclear envelope organization; heterochromatin formation
Cellular component (GO): nuclear envelope; nuclear lamina
Molecular function (GO): structural constituent of cytoskeleton
Source: RefSeq, a predicted model, not a curated record